Didymosphaeria variabile is the source of this 1386-nucleotide messenger RNA. RefSeq names its product 26S proteasome regulatory subunit 6A (gene RPT5). NCBI's taxonomy places the organism in Eukaryota, Fungi, Ascomycota, Dothideomycetes, Pleosporales, Didymosphaeriaceae. Gene Ontology annotation, cellular component: proteasome regulatory particle, base subcomplex. Gene Ontology annotation, molecular function: proteasome-activating activity; ATP binding; ATP hydrolysis activity. The transcript has 4 exons. The record is from RefSeq and is a predicted model, not a curated record. Gene Ontology annotation, biological process: proteasome-mediated ubiquitin-dependent protein catabolic process. Bases 1 to 1386 code for a protein of 461 amino acids.
AUGUCAACACUAGAGGAUCUCGAUGACCUCGAGCGUGAGCAGAAGGAAGAGAAGAAAGACGAGAAGAAGGAUGGCGAUGAAGGCAAGGAUGGAAAGAAGGCCGAUGGUGAUGCAGACAUGAAGGACACGGAGCCUGACGAGGAAGUGCUGGACGAUGAGAUCCUCAACCUGGCCACACGAGACAUUGUCGCGCGGAAGCGGUUGCUGGAGAACGACAUGCGAAUAAUGAAGAGCGAGUUCCAGAGGUUGUCACACGAGAAGGCUUCCAUGAACGAGAAGAUCAAGGACAACUUGGAUAAGAUCGAGAACAACAGGCAACUUCCGUACCUUGUCGGAAACGUAGUCGAGAUAUUAGACCUCGAUGUGACAGCGGAGGCGGCAGAAGAGGGUGCAAAUAUCGACUUGGACGCCACCCGUGUGGGCAAGUCGGCAGUCAUCAAGACGUCAACACGGCAAACCAUCUUCCUCCCACUGAUCGGUCUGGUCGAUCACGAGAAGUUGAAACCCGGUGAUCUGAUCGGGGUGAACAAGGAUUCGUACCUCGUGCUGGACACUCUACCAGCCGAGUACGACAGCAGAGUGAAGGCUAUGGAGGUCGACGAGAAGCCUACGGAGAAGUACACAGAUGUCGGCGGUCUAGACAAGCAGAUCGAGGAGCUCGUUGAGGCUGUCGUGUGGCCCAUGAAGGAGGCUGAGCGUUUCAAGAAGAUUGGCAUCAAGGCACCCAAGGGUGCGCUUAUGUACGGACCUCCCGGUACUGGCAAGACGCUACUCGCCCGUGCUUGCGCAGCGCAAACAGAUGCCACUUUCCUCAAGCUCGCCGGUCCGCAGCUCGUACAGAUGUUCAUAGGCGAUGGUGCGAAGCUUGUCCGCGACUGCUUUGCGCUUGCCAAGGAGAAGGCACCUUCAAUCAUUUUCAUCGACGAGCUUGACGCAGUGGGUACGAAGCGAUUCGAUUCGGAGAAAUCUGGAGAUCGUGAAGUGCAGCGAACCAUGUUGGAGUUGCUGAACCAGCUUGACGGGUUCGCAUCCGACGAUCGUGUCAAGGUGCUCGCAGCUACGAACCGUGUCGAUGUGCUAGAUCCUGCCUUGCUCCGAUCGGGUCGUCUGGACAGGAAGAUCGAGUUCCCUCUGCCGAACGAGGAGGCGCGCGCUCAGAUCCUGCGCAUCCAUUCACGGAAAAUGACGGUGGACGAUGGCGUCAACUGGCCGGAGCUGGCCCGCAGUACCGACGAGUUCGGCGGUGCGCAGCUCAAGGCCGUGUGCGUCGAGGCAGGUAUGAUUGCGCUCCGAUCAGGACAGCAGAAGAUCAGCCACGAGCACUACGUCGACGCCAUAGCAGAAGUACAGGCCAAGAAGAAGGACACGGUCAAUUUCUACGCGUAG